Messenger RNA from Alternaria ethzedia, 2067 nucleotides. RefSeq lists its product as uncharacterized. The record is from RefSeq and is a predicted model, not a curated record. Bases 1 to 2067 code for a protein of 688 amino acids. The transcript is spliced from 3 exons. NCBI's taxonomy places the organism in Eukaryota, Fungi, Ascomycota, Dothideomycetes, Pleosporales, Pleosporaceae.
AUGUCCUUCCUCCACAACCUUUUCAGUUCGCCCGGUAAACACCCACCUCCCAAGAAGCGUAAUUUACCAGAUCCAGAUACAGAUAUAGCGCGCUCGGGCGGCAAGAGGAAGAGAGACGCGUAUGAUCCAGAGGAAUACCAGAAUGCGGUUUACGCUGGUGCGGGUACGGUGAAGGUUCAUGGAGAUGAUGGAUAUGAGAUGAAUGAGGAUGAGCUGGAUGAGGAGGUAGCGGCAGCGUGCCAACUUCAAGACGAAGCUGAAUUUGAAGCUGGUGUUGAGAUUGGAGAGGAUGAUGAUGGAGAUGAUGAAGCUCGGCCGAAUGCGACUCCCAAAUCCGUACGCAAACUUUCGCGCGAUUUGUACAACGCGGUUGAAGCGCGUGGGACAGGUAGUAGGGCUAGUAAGACAGAGACACACGACAAAGCAGGGAAGACGCUGGCGAGUACAAGCACGCAUCUAGCGAUGUCGCCGUCGCCAUCAACAUGCACAGGCAGCGAGACCGAGAACGAAGAAGACGAGAUCCUCAAUGAGAUAGAUUGGUCCAGCAGCGACGACGACCUGCAACUAUCAUUUUCUCCCACCACUUCGUCGGCCGGGCUAGACGUGACUAGUACUGGCGAGAUCGAAACACCCGCCGACAAAUGGUCCGAGCAACCCAACCUACGCGCCCGCGAACUCCUCUCUUCACCGCGCCUUAUCCGCGCAGAACUACCUUCAGAACCACUGUACGCCUUCCGCGACGCCGAAAUCCGCGACGGUUUAUGGUCGCUCAUGUCCUCUGUCGAAGAUUUCUCAAAAGCCUACUUUCCAUCCGGUGCACACGCUUCCCACACCACCACCACCACCACAGACGAGAAUGGGGAUGGCGAUGCGGAUGUGUUGAUAAAGAAAGAGUGGUUCUCGAGUUUAGCGCCAGAGACAACGAAACUAAUCAACUGUGUGGCGAGUGGAGGGCCGAGCGGACUAUGGGGAUGGCACGAUCUUUUUGUCAACAAAGAGAAAUUGCGUGCAUUGGUUUGUGCGAUGAUUGGGAAUGUGUUAAGUGAGCAGGUUUUGCAGCAUGGGUUUUUUGGGGGAGGGGAGGAGGGUGUGGCAGCUUUGAGCAAGGUGCAGAGGGAGGGGAAGGAUGAGGAUGGUUUCACCCGCAACGCCCACUACGCAACAACCAUCCUCACCCACCUCCCCACCUCUACAUCCCUCCCGCACAACUUCAACGCGCACGUCAACACCAUCAUCGGAGCACUAUGGAUACAUCUCUCGCCCCUCCUCUCCCUAGUUUGCCCACCUACGUACCCCGCCUCCACACCACUCCCUAUCCCCCCUCCGACACUCAAAGAUAUAUUCAACCCCCUCCGCCACCUCGUCGUUUCCGCCGGCCUCCUCUCCCUGCACAUGCACCUCGACCCACACACAGCAUACCACCACGUCCCGCUCUUCAAAGAAGAUAACUAUGAUUCAUCGAUUAUGGAAUGUUGGAACGACCCCUCCAUGCGACAAAGAAAUAUGCGGAAUAAGUACGAAGACGUAGACGAGGAUGAACAGAAGCGGCGUGAUGCGUUGAGUGAGACUGAGAAGAAGCGUGCGAGGGGUGAUACGGCGUUGACGCAGAUCCUAUGUUUCAAUGGGGUGACUGCGUAUCGGAAAGGUGGGUGGGAGGUUGGUUCGUCUACCCCUAACAAUCCCGUCUACGAGAAAGGAGAGUACAAGAAUAUGGGUGUGAGGAUGAGGAUGCUUACGCAGGGGUUGGUGUAUUGUCGCUGGGGACGGGCGCUUAGUUCGCAAAAGACUGCUGAGAUGGAUAAUGAGACGGGGAAGAAGAUACAUGGGGAUGCGUGGAGAGAGGGUGGGUUUAUGCAGUUUACGGAUGUGGAGGGUGUGUUUGAUUGGUUGGGGGCGGAGAGGAAGGAGAACGCGGAUGCGAGGGAGGCACUCAUUGGGAGGAUGGCUGAGAGGGCGCACGCCGCUGCUGCUGAGGGGACGGUGCUGCAGGCUGAAGGGGCCAAGAAGAAGGGGAAAGGGAAGAGGAAGCCGCGUGGGGAGAUUGGGGACGCUGAUCCGGAUCGUUGA